AUGGGUGAUGAGGUCGACCUGCCAACCUUUUUAGGAAAUUUAGCCGACGAUGUAAAACGCGGUCAUUCCGUCUGCUUUCGACGCGUCGCGGCCGGUAACAAGGCGUGUUUACGUGCGGCGCUCACUCCCAACACCUUCAACACCCUAAUCAAGCACCUUCCGGCCCUGUCCACCGCGCCAAACCAUGCUCAGCAUGUACCAUAUGUAACACCGACACACCCUUCUAAUCUCGUCGCUCAUUCAUCCAAUCACACUACAAACUCAAUUUUAAUCCCUAAUACUUCAACUAAUCCGUCUCCCAUCGCAAUUUACUCUCCCAUUACAACAAUCUACCUCCGAGACGAUGGCCGCUGCCCCAAAUGUUAUCGGAGUAUCACACCUGCAGCGUGGAGCAAGCAUCUGGAUGGGCAAAGGUGUAGAGAUGGUGCGGAUGCCAUUGCAGCAAAGGAACUUGUCGAAACAACAGCAAACCUGCUACCAUCGUUGCCUCACCAGCCACAAGAACCGCCGCCGAACUGCUACAACUGUGCGGGAUUCAUCCUUGACUGGGAGAUAGGCGACUUCUGGGCAACGUACCCCCACCAAAUUCACGCUACAACAUCACCGCCAGUGGAUUUCUACAUCGAGCUGCGAGGGAGUCCGUGUGCCCGCUCGACUUCAUGUGCAGGACUCGUUAGCAUACCUGGACAGCGCUGUAACUUCUGCGCUGACCUUCCCUCAAAGCUCAAAACAAUUCAGGACCGUGCCGCAAAAACCCACGACCAUGUCCGGUCGACUCAGGACCUGAGCUGGCUACAAUUACGGAACAAGCUGGCCCAGCGGGACGCAGAUUUCAACGCGCUGAAACUGAAGUACCAGAAUUGCAAAGACUCGCUCGACGUUGCACGAACACGAGUGGGCCAUUUCACGGCCCUCCUUCAUUUCCUUCAGACGACACCGGUUCCCGCCCUGCAUCGACUUCUCGCCCAGGCCGGCACCGAAAAAUGGAGCACCGAGAAGACGUUGAAGCGUUGCCAGAUGGCUGUCGACGGAAAAUAUCGCCCGACAAACUUCUUUGGUUGGGAAAUCGACCUAGGAAUGAUUGUCUAUGAACUCGGGGGGCUCUCUGCCGUCCAUUCAUUUAGCAAAUCAGUUUAUGCGCUGCCCAGUCGGAAAACUCUGCAAAAAUAUCGCCGAGAGAAAGACUUACAGCCUGCCAUCUUCGGGCCUGACUUCACGCCAACAUACAAUAAUGUUGCGACUCAUUUUGGCGGUGCUCCUCCGACUCGACGCUAUCUCCAUACUGCUUCAUUCGACGAAAUUGCAAAAUCUCCGACAGUUGAUUACAUCUCUGAACUCGAUGCCAUGGGCGGGCUUUGCCUCGAGCAUCUUUUUCAUCUUCCUGAUGCCCGCAUCGGCGAAACAAUCACGCCUAUCGAAAUUGCAGCCCGCUUGGUGAAAGAGGGAAAAGUUCACAUUGCCGACUUGAUUUCUGUUGGUGCCAUAUCUCGCCUGGCUCGCGACAAUUAUGGCGCAAAGCCGGUCUACAUUGGCUCUUCAUGCAAGUUGGGUGACUGGAGGGAUGUUCUACGCGUUGUUCAAAAUGUGCUCGAAGCAUGGUCACGGUCACCAGACGGGGAGGUCAAGCAUGGUCCCAUUACGGCUGUUGCGUCGGAUGGUGACCCCAAGCGUCGAAUUGCUUUUUUUGUUCUUUGUAUGCAGAACGAGGUUAAGGAGGGAAAUCCAAUCUACGAGUUUGUCAAGGACUUAUACGGCCUCAACCUCUUCACAGGGAAGAACAACCUGACAAUGGAUUUUGACUUCAAGCACGAAGUCAAGCGCAUUUGUACGACUAUUCGUUCGCCUCAAGGCAUAGCAAUCAAGGGAAUCUGCAUCAACCGUGACCUUCUGCUGAUUUGGCUUGCGGAGAUUCCUGGAUAUGACUGGUCCGAGGUCUCAAUCCAUGCUCUCCUUAAUCCACCAGACGCUCAAGACGUGCCGCGCGCUAUUAAAUUGCUACUCGCCAUCAUUGACAUCCAAAAAAUCGACAAGGCUAGUCUUGACGCAACCCAGCAAGCUGAGUAUGAAGCACUCUGCUUGUUCGGGGAGAUGCUCGAUGCAUUAUUGCAGCCGUUCAUCAACACCACACUGACGCUGACGCACCAAGCUUGCUAUUUGAGCAAAUUCAGCUUCCUCCUCUGCGCGAUCUAUCUACAGCAUGGAACCUCGUUCAUUCCCAACCAGCUAUAUGGGGACCUCCAAGCGAUGGUCAAGAAUGCCAUAUUUCUCAUCGCAAAGACACGUGCAUUUGACCCCGACUUGGAAGUCUUUUUCUGUCUACUUGGUGACGAUGUGCUCGAAACACUGUUUGGCCGCAUUCGCAUGGUUGGGGGCCAUCAUCCCAAUUGCGGUCUUGCGGAAUUCUGUGCUCGCGGACGUUCAGCGAUGAACCUUGACGAUAUAUUUUCGCGGAACCCACAUCUCGAGCGAAAACCAGAACGCCUAAACUUCUUUCGGAUGCAGCAUGUCGAUCACCUUGGCCCCGCUCAAUGGAAAACAGAGCUCCGUGCUAAAAGCUGCGACCUGCGCUCGUGCUGGGAGUGGGCUGCGACCGAAGCCGAGGCCACACUUGCCAAGUAUAGCACAAAGCUUACCAUUCGGGAGCAAGGCCGCGACAUCUCUCUCACCUUCCGUGAAUUGUUCCAGCGCGACAAGACGGACCUGCUUCGACCCCGGGGAGGCAAGUAUCCAUCUAUUUCGGGUGCUGUGGACCGGUCGCUCGGUGAUGCUAGCACGACCGAUACCGCAGACAUCGACCUUUCCGGAGCCGCUUACAAAUUCACCGACCCUUUCGCUGGGCUUACGACCGCUGACAUUCUCGCUCGUGAGGCCAAAUUGCCCCUCAAUCCGCCUCAUUUAUGUUCUGCCUUUGCCCGCAUUGACAACACAUCUGAACGGCGCAUUCACAAGAGCUCCGCAGUCCGAAUCCUCUUUGACAUGUAUCACGACUUCGUCGAGGCUCAUGACCGACUUUCCCGCGUCCGUGGAUUCACUGCCGGUGGGACGCUGUCGUGGGCGCGUGAUAGUUCAGAGGGUGCCGUCGUUCUCUCUGCUGCUACCCAUUUCCAGCUUGGGCAGCUUUUCGUCACUCUGGUAUCCCAUAACGGAGUCGACAUUGGCCUGGCCGUCGUAAAGACGACUCUUAUCAAAGAUGGACGAAGCGGCAAGGCCAAAUCCAUCUCAGCCAUUCCCUUGGGUGAACUGCACCUCUCCGACUCAUCCUACAUCAUAUCUGGCCAAGUUCUAUCGCUCGUGGCCGUUCCACCUGGCCGCGACACUGGUGACACCUGGUCUUGGGCUUGGGACCAGGGUUUUGUCUCCCUCUCGCUGCUCAAAAAGGCAACAGCGACAGAUUCUGUGUCCCGUGUAGGUAACCUUCAGAUCUCGGUAUGCUCGCGCCUUGUGCAACCAUUCAGCGACUAUGCACAUGAGAUUAUGACCGAGAAUCUUUCCAUCGCCAUGCGUGCAACACGCGAGAAGACCUGGUACUUCUCGCAUGCUGACCUAUGCAAUGCUUGGGAGUCAAUCUGGCAACGAAUUGAAGCCGACCACUCGCUUCACAACAAGAUUUCUCGAUUCACAAAAGUAAUUGAUGGUCACUUCCCAUAUUCUAUUCGCUCAUCCAGUGUGUCUUCUGCAUUCGCGUUCUCACUCCCGGCAGCAGACACUGCUGUCUGCAAUUCAUUCCUUGACAAGACUGAGUGCGGAAUUUGCGCUGCGACAGUCAAACACGAGAAACGACAGCUCCAUAUUGGCCAGCACAUUCUCAAGCACCGGCUCAGUGUGCCCGAUGGUGCAGUCAAAACUGCGAUUUCCGCGCCAUAUCCUUGUGGGUUUUGUGGUGGUGAUGGGCUUGUCUGUAAGAUCAGUAUUGACUCUGGCAAAGCACAAUCCGACUGCCGCGACCACUAUCCGUUUCUUGUCUCCGCGAUAAGCAAGGUAACAAAUGCCAAUCCUUGCACUAACAUUCCUGUCAGUUGUCCGUUCUCCAACUGCGGUCAGGUCCACUGGAAGUACAACAUUAUUCAGCACCUCAACGAUCGACACCCUACCUGGCGAGACAUCAUUCGCGCCGACUCCAAGCUCAUUCCCGCACUCACCGUCUCGCGCGAAGAACAACUCGCGCUGGACAUCCCACUCAAUCACAUAACCGAGUGGCCCAUCUCAUGUCAAGGGUCAUAUCCACCCACCACUCUCUCGCCAUCCAAUCCCACAAAAACUAGACUGCGCGACAAGGAGAACCUUGACCCGAAUACUAGUAUACUCCGACCAAGCAAACGGCAACGACUUGAUUAA
Messenger RNA from Mycena indigotica, 4335 nucleotides. RefSeq lists its product as uncharacterized. NCBI's taxonomy places the organism in Eukaryota, Fungi, Basidiomycota, Agaricomycetes, Agaricales, Mycenaceae. Bases 1 to 4335 code for a protein of 1444 amino acids. The transcript is spliced from 7 exons. The record is from RefSeq and is a predicted model, not a curated record.